ACACACACUCGCGGCGCGCUGAAUAAUAUUAUGGUGGUACAUACCUGGCUGUGAGGUGGAGCGAGCGAGCGAGUCCAGCCGCUGGUGCACCGCAGGUCUCACUCACUCAGUCAGUGCAAAACUAGCAGUGCGUGAGCGUGUGUGCAGUCUCACUCUCGGGCGCAUUUCAGAUUAAUGUUUUCUGAAGAAAAUGCUGACUGCGCUGAGACGUCGUAAAAUCUCCUGAUAUUGUGUUUCGCGCAUCAAGCCACAGAGAGAAAUGCACACCCUGAGGGAGAAAUUUAGCACCCAUACAGAGGAUAAAAAGAAGAAAAACUGCUUCCACUGGCGGGUUUUUCGAUUUGGCGUUCUCUUCUUGAUCUCAGUGCUGCUGAUCCUCUUGGCGUAUGCGUUCAAGUCAGAAGCUGAUGAGGAAAAUGAAGCAAGCGGCCACGGGAAAGCCAAGUUUAUUGCCAACUCUACGCUGCUUGACGGAAACAACUCCCGGAAGGCAGUAUUUGACAUAAACGACAUCAUCACGCACGACAAAUGGCUCGUUCUGCAACCUGGCGAAGGUAACAGCCUAAGUGAGGAGGCGCGCAAGUCCCUUACGUGCGCCGUCAUCGAAGCGAGUUUCGACCAAGGAUGGCGACCUCUGAUUCUGGCCGAACAGAGUGCUUGUUGUAGCAAACCACGAUGCGUUCUGCUACAUUCGGAGAAAAGGGCGCGCUUGCCCUACGACACGAGGAGAUUCCUCGAGAAUUUUGGUGCCAUGAACGAGGAAAAUGUCCAUUUGCAAAGAAACCUUGCGUACUUAUUCGCCAUUCAACACGGGGCACGAUUUGUCAUGGACUGGUACUUGGACGAUCACGAUAUGGCUAUAAUCGAAGAUUAUCCAAACAGGUCACUGCAGCUUUUGCAAUCGACCACACUGGAUAUUUCAUUGGGGUUGGUCAUGGAAAGCUUAUCUGAAACUCCAUUAUUUGCCGUAUCUCCUCGACCCACAAGACGCCUGUACAAUCCACACUCGCAUUUCGGCCGCCCAAAUUUGUGGCCUGCAGGUUAUCAACCUCCUAUUCAGAGGAACCUGUUGCACAAUUUAAGAAAGGGGUCGCACCUUCCAUGGGUUUCGGAUACGCAGUAUUCUCGUAUCAGAAACUAUUCAAAAAUUGAAACCUUCUCCAAGCAGAGGUACAGAGUGUGCGAAAUAAGGCCACCCUCUAUUGAACAGUUUUUAAAUCAACCUGAAGAGCGGUCAUUGGACGAAGCAGCUCCUCCUGUCACUCUGCCAAGCGACACGCUCUCGCUGGCCUCGUCCAAAAUCACAAUUUACUCUGGAGACGCACUUUGGGCGUUGGCUCUGUUGCCGAAUACAGCGGAAAAAAUUCCAUACCAAAUGACACGCACCCUUUGGAACUACCCAUUAGUCGCGAAUAUUGCCGCUGGAAUAAAGGUUUCCCUUAGUCCCCUUUCGUCAACAGGCGUUCUUUACCCACCUUCUAGCGAAGCGACCAAGAUUGCCAGUGCGGAGCUGACGAAUGCGGUGAUGCGCUGGAGGUGCAACAGUCGCAGCAUUUUAUCCUGCAUCGUGCUGCUGAGCCACGAGUUGGGUCCUAAAUUCAGCACUAAUUCGAGUGGUUUGCUGUCCAACUGGGCGAGCGACCUGAAGCGCCUGAGAUAUUUAGAGCCACCUGUUGUGCCUCUUAGGAGAGGCGGCAUGCAAACACCUUGCUUGGGGCACCACGGACUCGGAGGAGUGACUUUUCAGCCCACCACUCACGAGCUGGCAAACACGUCACCCGCCAAGAGGAGAGAACGUCAGCGUCAAAUGGACCAGCAUUACGAGCCGCAUUUUAAGUUGCUCGAAUGGAUGAGUAGGCUGAAUUCAACUCAUCACAGUAACAAGUCCGGUUCGACUGAAGAAAUCGCUGCCGAAGAGAAGCCAGUCGUUGUCGAGCAUAUCGAACUUGUGCCCUUAACCGACGCAAAGCCGGAUACUGUUAACGUCCUACAGAAGGAAAUCGUCGAAGAAAUGUGCCGUGGAUUUUCUAGCAUGCUUCCGAUCGUCCCAAAAAAUCAUUUCGACAAAACCCUGCUCGUCGUCGCUUUCGACAACGACGAAGUGUACGAGCAGCUCCCCAUGAUUGACGUCAUAUACAGAACUCACUUCAGAAACAUACUGUACUGCGGCUAUCCCCACGCUUCUCUGAACACGUACGUCCAUAAACUUCAGCUGGAGAACCGAACGAUUUCGUAUCUGCCGGCUUCGACGCCUGGGUACGAGUGUCUCGUGGGAGCGAUGGAAAUGGAGUACCACGUAGAAGGCUACUUGCUGGCGAGUGCCCACAGUCUCCUCUUGCCCGAAUCUCUGAAAGAUCUUGACAGGAAUGAGUUCUGGUAUGGCAGCGAUGAAAACGACGUGCUAAUUUCCAAAAGCACCUGGCGCCAGGUUGACCCUGGUGGCAAGAAAAUCCCCAGGAUCAUGACUUCCGUGGUGCAGGCUCUACGAUUCGUCGCUCAUCUGGUUGGUGUCCACGAAGACGAGCAACACCACUCGCACGAAGGCGAAACGGGCGAGGACGAACACAUGCAUUCGUCUGAAGAGACGCCGCAGAGCCAGAGCAACAAGACGGUGGCGGAAGUCGCGCCUGCCGAGGAGACCGAAAAUUUCGAGCUGCACCUGCACGCUGAGCGAGUUUCGCCUUUGACCAACCUGACCGACGUAUACUCGACCUUUGAAGCCGGUGUUACGGAGGAGGCUGUGUUCGUGCCCACGGAGGAGCCGUCUAAAGUGAGCACGACGACCGCGGAGUUGCACGUGCAAGAGGACCACAAUAAGACUGUGAUCGACUUCGUUUCGAUCGACCACGAGGAGAGGUUGCCCACAGAGAACAGCACAUACACAUCCAAGGUCGAGGAGCCGAAACUCGAGGAUAAAGAAGGAGACUCGAUUUUUGCGGAAUACGACGCAACAAGUCCUGUCGUCUUCGAGCCGAUCAGUGAAACCCCGCAGAGUGAGCUGGAGUUGAACGUGUCUGAGCCCCACGAAGCCCACCCGGAAUACCUGGACGUCAAAACUCAUCAAGUUUACAACCUGAGCCUUCCUGAUGAGGGCCCUGGGCACACGUUGAUCAACCCCGUGGAGGACGAUAAGGACCUGGAGUCGUCCAACAACUACGCCAAGCGAACUGCCGAAGCCGCGGUGAACCGCACGCGUAGGAAAGCGACUCUCGACCCUCAAAUCCUUCUGCAAGAGAACCACGUCGUGGAGAGCGCCUUCGAACACAUCGCCGAACUGAUCGGUUUGGUGCUGUCCAAGCUGCAGAGCGAGCCAGACGCGUCGCCGAGUCUUCCCUUCCAGCUGUACCAGCAUAACUCUAUGCGUCUCGACCCCCGCGAGUUCAAGCACCUGCGGUGCGGCGGCGAUCACGUGCCGUCUUUCUACGCAAACAAGGAGCUGUGCACGUCGCUGCGGCUCUUCUUCACCAACAUCGACCGCCUUUACCGCACGCAGGGCGGCUUCCUGCCCUCGUACAACCACUACCCUGUGUAUUAUGUGCCUGUGGGCCAGCAGAAGGCCUUCUACUUGCUGGCCAACGUCUUCCUGCAAUUCGGCGUACCUGAACAGGUCGCGGUGCCUCUGGUGCUGCACGGCCUGGCGAACGAGCGGGUGCACCGACUCAAGCGAACUUACUUCGGCAGCGACACGCCCGCCGUGGUCGAGCCCAGCUACCCUCUCUUCGACGAGAGCGCCAACUAUUUAUUCCCCGUUUAUCUGCAGAGGGACCUGCACGGCGACAAGAAGCUGCAGGUCAUCUUCUGCCUCAAAUAUUUGUACAGCAUUCUGUCGUGAUCGUGAGAGACGCAGUUUUUUACGAGAGCAAAUUCAAUGUGAUAUAACUUUUUUGUUGCAUGGUGAAAUGAAAAUCUAUUCUUUGUUGGUUUAAUGAGAUGUGCAAUAAUUGAUGCGCAGCUUUGCAAUUGUUGCUUGUUCAUGUUAAAUUAUUUCCGCGUUUGGCAUGUCCAUUUUACACAAAGAACUUUCUCUCUCUGAUACGUUUAUUUAAAUUUUAUGUACUACUUUCGUCGAAACACUCUGCAGAAAAAAAAUGUUCCUGAUUUAUAUACCUGGCUCAUUGUAAAAAUCAUAAUCAGAUGAAUAAACAAUUAAAAUUGUUAAGAAGGAAUAAA
Cloeon dipterum is the source of this 4170-nucleotide messenger RNA. RefSeq lists its product as uncharacterized. NCBI's taxonomy places the organism in Eukaryota, Metazoa, Arthropoda, Insecta, Ephemeroptera, Baetidae. The coding region runs from base 260 to 3832 and encodes 1190 amino acids. The transcript has 9 exons. The record is from RefSeq and is a predicted model, not a curated record.